This is a messenger RNA of Babjeviella inositovora NRRL Y-12698, 1135 nucleotides long. RefSeq names its product mitochondrial 37S ribosomal protein mS45. Gene Ontology annotation, molecular function: structural constituent of ribosome. Lineage: Eukaryota; Fungi; Ascomycota; Pichiomycetes; Serinales. The transcript has 2 exons. The record is from RefSeq and is a predicted model, not a curated record. Bases 1 to 1080 code for a protein of 359 amino acids. Gene Ontology annotation, cellular component: mitochondrial small ribosomal subunit. Gene Ontology annotation, biological process: mitochondrial translation.
AUGUUGCGCUCUACCACAUCGCUCGGGGGUCUUGAGACUGCCAGCGUCAUCAAUAUGACGCAGAAGCGUUUCGGGUCGCGUCGUAAGCCGGCAUACCCGUCUUACCCAACCAAGCCGGUGCCAAAGACCCAGAAGUACAGACAGACCAAGCUCCGCUCCUUCAUGAACCAGUUCUUGGGGCCUAGAAACUUCAAGGGAGAGUACUACCUCAACAAGUACGCCAACGCGCCACAGAAUCACACUCCAAACUACAUCAAGCCCCACUUAGAGAGAGGCAACUCGCUCAUCUUCGAUCCGGAAGUGAGGGAGCACCAGAAGGCCACCGGGAUUGAGGCACCGGUGGAGGAAAAGUCCGGGUUCCAGCUCAGAAGGGAGAGAGAGCUGGCCUUGCAACCUUUCCCGCAGAACGAAUUCUGUAAGACCAACUACGUCAUCGACAACCGAUUAAAAGCGGAAAUCGCCCAGAGAGCCGAGCUCACCGGUAACUUCCAGGAGCUUGCGGUCAAGUACGGGAUUAAGAUUCCGAGAGUGGAAGCCAUUGUGAAGUUGCACCAAAUCAAGCAGAAGAUGAUGCAAGAAAAGCAAAUCACCAAGGACAUGGAGGUCAUGGGCCAGACCAUGUACAAGAUGUUCCCUGUAUACAAUAAGAACGUCCCAGAGAGAGUCAUGGCCGCCAAGGGCAUUUCCCCGGAAAAUUUGACCGAAGUGCCGAUCAACAAGACCACCCAGUACGCUCGUUUCGUCACCAUUGCCGAGUCUGAACCGUUUGGCGCUGUCGACGCAGCCGAGGACUUUGGUGUGGAGGCUGCUGCCGUCACCUUGAGCAAGUUGACCGAGUUGGGUGAGGUUGCCUUCCACGCGCAGUUGAACAAGACCAAGAAGACUGAGGUUGCGCAGAAGCUCACUAACGACUCUCAGGGUAUCUACGUGGGUGAGGUCAGAAAGGGCGAGAAGCACGCUUUUAGAUUCCAGAACGCCACCGUCGGUGAGGUCGGUGAGAGAUACGGGAAGGGGAACAGAGACAACAGGCCCAACAGACCGUAUGGUUUUGACGCCUACGGGAAGAGAAUCUGGCUCUGAGCAACCAGCACCAUGUAAAUAGCAACCGUAUGUUUUGAAAUAUAAAUGUGUCCAA